UUUCACGUACCUCACACAAGCACGUGGUCGAGCGUCUGAUGAACAGACCAGGAAAAUCGUCUGCUGGAUUUAUAAAAGAAUCAUUUCACUUGCAUUCAUUGAUUUUGAGUGAAAAAUCAUAAUACAACUGGCAUAUAAAAUUAAGUGAUAAAUUUUAAAACAGCUUUGUUGAAGACGUGGGCACUUUUGAAAACAAAAAAUUAUUUCAGAAAUAUUGGAGACUGUUAGAAAAUAUUUUUCUUUAGAUUAGAUAUAGAGUUUGAGGUGAUACAUUAUUGUUUGAUCUUUGGAAUUGAUUAAAUUUAUUCCAUAAAGGACAGAAUGUCCACCAUGAAGGAUCCAAAAUGCCUACUCAGGGCAGUGGUCAUUUUUGCUGUUUUUUAUUCAGUGUCUGGUUCCUGCUAUUUUCCGAUUGAAUAUUUAGGGACGUAUCUUAUACAAACGCAAGCAGAAGGAUUCGGCCAUGCUGCUACUACGUUUUCAGAAAUAACUUUCGAAUCCGAUGCCAUUCCACCUUGGGGAAAAUGCUUCCGCAGAAGAGGAAAUAAUGUCAUCCUGAAAGACAGUACUGGAGGUGAAGAUUGCAUGAGAUGUUUCCAUUUGACCUUGAAAGCUCCAAACAUUAUUCAAAUUCAUACGGAAGGCCUAGGAAAAUGCUAUACUAAAGAAGAAGCUGUGAAAGCCACAUGCCCGGAUGAUCGCGCUGUGCAUGAGAGGAAAUUCAAAGAAAUCAUGCUCUAUAGAAAGCAAGAUCUCACCAGUACUUUGGCAUCGGAUCAUACAUUCUGUCCAAUCAGCGGCAAGUUCCGUUUCACAUAUACGGCAAGCAAUGGAGAGUUCCGAUGCGAUCAGACGAUGUCCGAGCUGUCCAAUUGUCCGGACGGUAACACAUUGGGUGUGAAAUUCAGACAGUGCUCCUUCCCUGACAUGGACAUCAAUUUCCGGUGCCUCGGUGAUUGGGAAGGAACGAAUAAUGACAGAUACCUCGCUCUGAUGGAUCUGAGGGGUGUAGGCGAAGGAAAGCCCAGAUUCCGAUGUGGAAUGUACCGCGUAGAUCCACUCACGGGCCGAGUGUUCGUGUCCCUAUCCGCCGAUUCCACGUGCUACAAUCAACUUCGAUCUGCUACGGAUGGCUACGAAUCACUGAUUCUCACUCCUUUCCCCGAAAAGAGUCCACCAGGACCUGUCCUGCACGCCCACUGUCGAUUCCCGGAUUGGGUUCAAGGUCAAUGGGAAGGCAUGCAAGUCCUGAGGAAUGUCCUGAUCUACAAAGACCACUCGAGACUUCAGAGACUGUCUUUGACUUGUCUACGCAGAGAGAACGACACUCCUGAAGACAGGUUCAUAGUCUUCUCCUCGACUCAUUGUGGCGAGGAGUCUUACAACUGCGUUUGGCUUAAAAGAAGGAGCCUGAAUGUAAUGGAAUUUCAAAUAGGUUCCCAGCCUAGUCACAUGUAUUCUGACACAUUGUGUCACGAUCUUCAAUUUAGCGAUGAUGCCUGGACGACUCAAGGACGUGACAAGCCAACUCAAAUGUUCCCAUGUCCCAUCACGGGAGAUUACACAGGAAUUUUGCCGGAAAACCCCGGACUUUGCGCCAAAGUGGCGUCAGACUGUAACAAUCCGGACGUCAUGUUUUAUACCGUCAGCAACUGUGCGAAUAAAUCACAAGUCUUUGAAGAGCGUGAAUAUAGAUGCUUGGGAAGUUGGCAGGAACCUGGCGGGGUCACUUUCACGUACACACAGAGGAGGGAGAUGGAUGGUUUUCAGUGUUUCUCUGGGAAAGUGCUGCAGGGUGGAAAAGAAGCUUACAUCAAAGAAGCUGGUCACAGUUGCAUCAGAGGCGAGGACCCUCUUAUUUAUGGCAUGAGAAUCACAAGGCAUGCAACAUGCCCUGAUAUUGGACUUUCAGUUUCUAACAGACCGCGUUACCCAACUAUACCACCAGAGGGCCAAGAAGAUCCUUACUAUAGUCCAGUACCAAAUGAUCCUUAUUGGUACCAAAAAGAAAACGAGGAUGAUUCUAGUGAAAAGAACAGGAAGUCACCUACACGCUCUACUAAAGAAGAGGAACACCACAACCUCGCAUCCUCUAUGACCGGAAACAUCGGGUCUUUGCUCACGAUGGUUGUUUCCACAUUCUUUUGCUGGAGGUGGAUACGCUCAUGCGUAAUCGAAAAUGUGUAAUCUCUCCAACAAUACAAACUUAUGACAAACUCAACAUUUCGUGUGACAAACACUGCAGCGUUGAGCGCUGCCCAGUCUCCUUUUUAUAUAUAUUAUAUGCUUCCAAGUUGGUCGAGUGUUGGAGUUAUUUGUGCGUAACUAGUGACCGAUGUGCUAAUACUCAAGUUAAUUUCAUUCUGAUUUGAAAGCUAACUGGAUUGAAAACUUUCAGGACGACAGUCUUGUCUGAUUGGAAGGAAUCAUGUAAUACUCAACGUAUUGUAAUCAUCAUAGUUUUACUUUUAAUGUGUGAAUUAAUUAGUAGCUCAAAGACUGUGAUGAAAAAGCCAGUCUGUUAGCUGUUUUAGCUGCGUUAUAUAGAAGCGUAGUAGAGGUAUUCAGUUACCCUCUGCUGUUCUUCUGGUCUUGUAGAUGUGCCUUAUUGUUAAUGUAUCAUAGAAAUUUUGUAUAUUAUGUAUAUUUAUAUUUCGAGUACCUUCUAUUUCAUUACUUUCAGUCAAAUGUGGUAAAAAAUAUGGAAUUUUCCAGCUGUGCUACGCCUAGUUGAACUACAGACAUGACUGUUCCUCGGUUUCUGGCUGUCCAUGUCCAACAGUAAACGUUUAGUCAUUAAAAAAAUGGAAGUAAUUUUAGCAGCAACCAAAUUUUAUAUUCAAUUUUUGUUCUAUAAGACAAUAGACUCAAAUGUCUUAGAUAAAUAUAUCUAAUUUUUAUUUUGCUUAAAUGUCUUUUUCCAUGUUCCUGAUUUCACAAAGCCCUAAAAUUUGAUUAUAAACUACUAUUUGAUAUUAAAUUUGCAUUUCACAUGAUGGAAUUCAUCCAAUAAACAUGCAAAGUUUGAAAUUAGACAUUACAGAAUUUGAUAAUAAACAAAAGUUAGUAGUAAAUACUUCACAUUUAACUCUUUGACUACUAUGGGCGCGUAUAUACGUCCAGCAAAACCCAUCGGUGUGGCCUAUGGGUGAAUAUAUGCGUCCAGCAAAAACUAUUGCUGUGGUCUGUGGGCCCGUAUAUGCAUCCAUCAAAAACUAUGGGCGUGGCAAAAACCAUCGGUGUGACCUAUAGGCGCGUAUAUGCAUGUAGCGAAAACUAUUGGUGUUGUCUAUGGGAGCAUAUAUGUAUCCAGCAAAAAUCAAUGAUGUGAUCUAUGGGCGCAUAUAUUCAUCCAGCAAAAACCAUCGGUGUGGCCUAUGGGGGAAGAUAAGCGUCCAGUAAAAUCAAUCGGCGUGCCCUAUAGGUUUAUGGAUGCAUCCAGCGCAAGCUAUCUGUUCAAUCCUCAGUGAUUAUUACCACUGGCCGCUGACGGAAACUUAGAGCAAUUAGUAGUAAAAGAGUUAAGAAAGAAAAAAAAUUCGUGAGAUUUCAUAAUAAACAAUGCAGGAUUUAAUAACAAAAAUUGAUAAUAGGCAAUGUAGAUCAAUGAUAAACAAGAGUUGAUCAGAAACAAUGUAGAAUUUGUUGAUAUACAAGAAUAGAGGAUAAGGAAUUUAGAAUUUGACAAUUAAUGGAAACUGAUACGUACCGUUUGAUAAUCAACAAGAGGUGGUAAAAAGAAAUUUAGAAUAUACCAAUAAUAAUCCGAAAUUUGAUUAUUAAACAGUGCGAAUUUUGAUAAUUAUUAAGAAUUGAUAAUAAAUUAUCAAGAAUUUGAUAUUAAACAAAAAAAAUUAUAGUAAACCAAGUAAAAAUUGAUAAUUAAUACGAAUUAAUAAUAAACAAAAAAAAUUUUGUAAGCAAGUAUUGAUACGAACACAAAAAUUGAUGAUUAACGACAAAUACCGCUGUUGUACAGGGACAUCUUCUGUGCUCAAGCCAGGGACAACCUUGACUACAUCCUAUAUUUUCCUAAAUGAAGGAACACAAAAUUGUGAUAAUACAUCGUAGUUCCUACCAUCAAAAUCUAGUGACAUUUAGGAACAAAGGCGGCAUGUAGGCUAGACUUCACUGGCCUCCUCUAUAAUGGAAGCUUUGUUAACUGUCUUCCAGGUCUUGUCAACCGAUCAAAGAAUUAAAGUUCCUAUAAGCAACUAGUUUCGUUUAAAGACUGUUUCAUGUACGUAUAUUUAUUUUAUUAUCGCCGAUUCUGGCCCUGUAUGUAUGUAAUGAAUUAACAAUUUAUGUAAGAAAUUGCUAGAGAAUCUCUGAACUGUAUGUAUGAACGCUAAUAAAAUAUGAUUUUACAUUUUAA
Molecule: messenger RNA, 4375 nt
Organism: Argiope bruennichi
Lineage: Eukaryota; Metazoa; Arthropoda; Arachnida; Araneae; Araneidae
Exons: 15
Coding region: 322-2187 (621 amino acids)
Source: RefSeq, a predicted model, not a curated record